Messenger RNA from Petromyzon marinus (sea lamprey), 3672 nucleotides. It is a transcript of the gene BDH1, whose product is annotated as 3-hydroxybutyrate dehydrogenase 1. The record is from RefSeq and is a predicted model, not a curated record. Gene Ontology annotation, molecular function: 3-hydroxybutyrate dehydrogenase activity. Lineage: Eukaryota; Metazoa; Chordata; Hyperoartia; Petromyzontiformes; Petromyzontidae. Gene Ontology annotation, cellular component: intracellular membrane-bounded organelle. Gene Ontology annotation, biological process: steroid metabolic process.
GAGGAAGGGUGGGGGGGGGGGUGAAACGUCGGUGGGUGGCGCCCGAUCCAUUAAAGCCCCGCGCAGACUGCACGUACAUCGGCACAAGUGCGUUGAAACGCAGCGAGUAUAGCAACAACAGCAGCAGCAACGUCUUUACAUUAACACAAAUUGUGUCGAUAUAUAUUUAUAUCCGUAUAUAUUUGUUUAACAACAACAACAAAAAUAUAAAAUAAUUAUAAAAUAAUUCACGGCACACACAGGCGUUUAAAAUGGCGGCAGACAAAAUCCUCGCUUUGGCCAAGUUUUGGAGGAACAUUCGUCCCAACAUUCCUGCCAAGAAGAUCCGGGACAAGGCUGUGCUGGUGACGGGAUGCGACUCCGGCUUUGGACUGUCACUCGCGCAGCACCUGCACUCGAAGGGCUUCAAAAUCUUCGCCGGAUGCCUCCUGAAGGACAAGGGAGGCGACGGCGCCAAGCAGCUGGAGGCGAUGAAGUCAGAGAGGCUGAAGGUCGUGCAGAUGAACGUGGCGAGUGACGACGAGGUCGCGAAGGCCGUCGAAUUCAUCAGGAGCAGCCUACCCGACCCUGAAGACGGCCUGUGGGGCGUGGUGAACAACGCGGGGAUCUCGACGUUUGGAGAGAUCGAGUGGACUCCCAUGGAUACCUACAAGAACGUGGCGGAGGUGAACCUGUGGGGCAUCGUGCGCACCACCAAGGCGUGCCUGCCGCUCAUCCGGCGAGCUCGCGGGCGGGUGGUGAACAUCUCGAGCAUGAUGGGCCGCAUGGGCAACACGGCGCGCUCCCCGUACUGCAUCACCAAGUUCGGCAUCGAGGCGUUCUCCGACUGCCUGCGCUACGAGAUGAUGCGCUGGGGCGUCAAGGUGUCCGUCGUCGAGCCGGGCAACUUCAUCGCGGCGACGGCGCUGUACGGCGAGGACCGCGUCAAGGAGAUCGCCGACGGCAUGUGGGCCAAGAUGUCGCCGCAAGUGCAGAGCGAUUACACGCGCGAGUACUUCGACCGGCAGGUCACCAUCAUGCUGUCGUACACCGGCGGCGGAUCGACGGACGUCUCUCCCGUGAUCGAGGACAUCCAGGAUGCGCUCACGUCCUACUUCCCGCUCACGCGCUACACCCCGAUGGACGCCUACUGGUGGACCCGCGUGCAGGCCAUCACACACCUGCCCGCCGGCAUCUCCGACCGAAUUUACUUCUCGAAGAAGUAGCUUCCUCUCUGACCCUGCCGUUCGCUUGGGGUUCCCACUCGGCCCAAGAGGGGCGUCCUCCGGCUGAACGACAGGACGUGCUGGGAUAGCGGGAGUGUAUUUUAAAAGUUUGUCUUUCCCCCCCCCAAGUUCCGUCCUGAUUGUGUGAUAUCGGUUUCCCAAGAUGAAACUGAACAAAGGUGCACUCUGCCUGAGGUUGUCAUUUUUAUGCCACAGAAGCCUGUUACGAAAAAAUAUAUAUAUACUCAUAUCUGCCCACUUUUAGAAACAUACCUGGACAGUACCUGGUACAUUAACUCAUUAAAAAGUCUCCAGCACUUGUUACAUAUUACACGUGUAUUUAUAACUUCAAAAUGUAUGGCCUCAUGUUAGCGUUCUGCCUGUAGACUACGGUAUCAUAUGAUCUGCAGAAUACCCGUAGGCUGCGGGAUCUUGUGAUCUGUAGAAGCCCCGUAGGCCGCGGGAUCGUAGGAUCUGCAGAACAGUACCACCCAUUGGCCUCCAACCAGUCUCGCACCGCCACUCGGCACCCUCAUGUCGUUCACAGCCAUGGCGAUGACUAUAGCUUUGUGUGUGUUUUUCCCAACUUCUCCUGCUGUGGUGUCACUGUAACCCUUAUAACAGUGUUUACAUACCAUAUGUCGAGAUAAUACCUGCAUUUUGUAUGGUGUAGUCCAUGUUAAUUGCAUCCCAUAACGCUGUACAUUCAUUAUAUAUAAGGACCAAGUCCUAAAUACAGCCACUACCAAGCAAAUGAAAACCCUACUACUUAGCAAAAUAAAAAUUAAAGAAAUGGCACCAAAGCCAAAGGCACGAACCAAUUGUACGUAUGUGCUCUCGUCCGCCUUCAAAGGUCUUCCCCCGUUGUAGGAGUUUUCUGCAUCCGUCCUUUCUGAAUGUCUUUGAGGUCAUGACCUGAUAAGAGGAACAGCCCCCGUUAAGAUAUGGGGGAGGGGGGAAUGUUGCGUAGUGUAAAUAACCUGGGCGUUGGAUCUACUGCACGGCUAUUCGCGUUUGUGCUUUACAGCCCUCGCAGCCGGUUCGCUUCCCAGAGACUUUCUCCCGGCGUGCGGAGCGACGCGUUGGGGACGUCAUGCCGAACGGCAAACACGGCACAACCCGGAAAAAAAAUCGGGAGUUGUGACUGCCCGCAAGUAUUUGGUGUUUUGUAAAAAGGCGUUUGCAGUCGUGCCGGGUCUUGGUGUUCGCCACUUCCGAUGUAUGCGCCGGUCGUGCAUGCGCAAGCAAACGGCCGUGGAUAUUAAAUUUAAAAAAGGGAUCGCGGUUUUAAAUGUGAAGCUCGCGAAGAAGCCAUCUUUUCCGGGUUGCAACGUUACCGUUUGUUAUUUUGCCCCACUCCGCGCUGGCGAAGCUUUCUCGCGGUGUUACACUCAAAAGCGGAGGAUGACAAGGUAAUAGAAGCCCUCCCCACGCCUCCCCCCCCCGUGAAACGUAUCAACAUCUCAUGCCGUGCAAAAUUAGCACUUGAGAAUAGUCGAGGAAGCUCGGCUAAAUUCGAAGGUCGGAUAACGUUUGGACCACAUGAUUGUCGGCAACCCACUUCAUUGAAUUGCCAUGAAACUGCGAAAUGUUUCGUUGACAAUGGCGAGUGUUCUCAUCUUUGUGAAAACGUCCCCGUUUGGUUAUUUCCCCGCUUCCAUGCACAAUUAUACUAUGAAGAAGUAUUGCUCCGUGGUGAGGCUCGUAACUUCUCUGCCGUACGGCAGAAGAGCGUGCAAAUUAUUUGAGUGCCGUCGCACAAUCCCAGCCGGGUGCGCCAGACUAUUCCGAAUUAAGCCACUAACGUGUGAAACACUGGCCAGAUGGCUGUUGAAGCAAAAUGAAGGUUUUAAUGUUUAUAAGGAUCCGUUAAAGGGCCAAAAUGUGGAUUAAGGGACCCUUCGUUUUUUAUUGAGAACCUUGUGUUAUCGAUGCCGUGAGCAUGUGUUCAGCAAUGAACAGUUACCUACUGCUUGACUUGAAAUGUUAAACCCCCUGCAAAUCUUUACCUGUUUAAUAUGCUCACUUGAAGAAUAAUUUCAACGUCAAGACACUAAAGAUAGAAAAAAAAAACUGGAAUUCUCCGCUGUAUGCACAUUUUUAUUUCGAACUUGUUUUCACAUGUCUCGCUGAAAUCCCCCCCCCCCCCCACUUCUUUACGAAUUGGUUUAAUAUUAUAUUCCAUUGCACGCUUUUUUUUCUUUCGCUGUUACGUUGUACGUCUGAGAGCAGGGAGCGUGAAGUUACAUUCAGAUUUUUGGGCCGAAUGAACCCCUUAACGAUGCGGCAGCUUCGUCCGUCAUCGUUGCAUCACCGCGUCCCGCCUUGCAACCUGUAAAUGCUGCAGCCCGAAGCGACUAAAGCGCAAACGCGUUUGUGAAACCACAGAGGGACGUGGCGAGUACCGACAGUGCUAAACACAAAAGGUGACCUGGUGUAAAAAAAAUAAAAUAACAAUUGAGAGGUA